Molecule: messenger RNA, 5731 nt
Organism: Paramecium primaurelia
Lineage: Eukaryota; Ciliophora; Oligohymenophorea; Peniculida; Parameciidae
Source: the annotation of a GenBank genome assembly
AUGAAAAGAAUAUAAAUCCUUUUGCCUUCAAUUGCCAUGUAUACUCUAUAUAAUUAUUUCUAGAGUUAUAGGAAUUAUAACACUUAUGACUAGAAGAAAGUCUGAUGCAUUACAAAAAUUCCUAGGUUAUGCGGCCAUUUUACUAGGAUUAGGGUAAUUAUUUAAAAUAAAUGUUUUAGUAUAUUAAUGUAUAGCUCAAAAGCAAUUUUAUUAUCAAUGGUAUAAUGUUUCAUAAUCCAAAUAGUAUCAAAAAUUUAUUCAAGAUGAAGUUAACAUAUAAUUGCAGUAGCCAAAGAAGCUGAGCUAAAAGUAAUAAUAAAAAAAAAAAUCCUAAUACAAAAGUGACUAAUAGUAGAAAUAAUAGCACCAAUAAAAGCAAUAAAUGAGAUAAUCUGAAUAACAAUAAUAGUUUGAAUAAGAUUCUCCUCAAUCAUCAGAAGGGGAAGCCUAAGAGGAUGAGUAAAAAUUAAUUGAAUUAGAAAAAUAAGCAGAAUUAGAGAAGUAAAAAUUGCUACAAGCUGAAUAAAGUGUAAAAUAAACUCAUCAAAAAAAAUCAGAAGUAGAUAAAUAAAAAUAAACAACAUAAAAAGAAGAUACACAAAUUAAAAGACCACAAUAAUAAUCAAUACAAUAAAAGGCUCCAACCUAAAAAGAAAAGAUUGUAUUUAUUAUUUUAUAAUAAAGAAUCCUGAAAAUCAAUCUCUAUAAGAUAAAAAAUAGAAAUAAAAAUAAGAAAAAUAAAAAUUUAGAGUUGAGAUUGAGGAGGAUGAAAAUGAUGAAGAAUGGGUAGAAGUUGGAAAUAAAAAUAAACAUGCUCCUCAACAACAAUAAAAAAAUUAACAAGAGAAACAAUAAUUAUAAGGAAUUAAAUAAACAUAAGGUAAUUUUUUAUUUAAUCUUAGACUUAAAAUAAGAGGAUACUAAGUAGCAAGUGAUCAAAAAAAGUUAACCAUCAAAUCAGCCUUAAUAAUAGCUAUAAUAAUAAAGCAUACCUUAAAAUCCAUAAUAAAAAUAAUAACCAUAGUAACCUAUAACAAGCUCUUCCUAAAAGGUAGUGUAACAAAAAUAAUAACAAAUACCAAUCGUAUAAGGACAAUAAAAAACCCUUAAUUUAGUAUAAGAUCCAUCAUAGUAAAAACUGAAUGAGAAUGGUAAAAAUUAAAGUAAAUAACAAAAAAAGCAAUAAAAAAAAAUAGUUGAUGAUUAAAAUGAUGAGGAGGAAGGGUGGAUAUCUGUGGAACCGAAACAAAUUAAGAAUAAGUAAUUAGUAUAUUGUAUAUUUAAGAAACAAAGCAGAAGAUGCAACUUAAUAAUAAGCAGAAGAAGUUAAAUAUAUAAAAAAAGAAGGCUUACUUACCAAAGAAGAAAAAUAAUAAUUAAAAGAAGAAGCUAAAAAAAUUGAGGAAGCAUAUAAAUUGAGAAUUCAAUAAAUUGAUGAUAUUCAUAGAGCAAAAGUCAUCUCAAAACUUACAUAAUACGAAAUAAAAAAUGCUGAUUAAUUAAUCAAAACUUAAUACGUUGCAGCACCACCAAAAAUAGAAUAUAAAAUGCUAGAAAUUUAACCAAAGAAGUUGACAAGAGAGGAGAUUGAUCAAUUAAUCUAAUCAAAAAUGCCCUAAACUAGAUUAACAGGCUCUAAUGAAGUUUUUGUAGAAAAAUCAGAACCACUCCCACAAUAAAAUGCUAAAUAAACAGAAGUUAAGAAAGUUCAACUAAAAUCAAAAAUUAAUUUCCUUAAACCAAUCUAACAAGAAAAAACGGAAGAGAAAUUAUAUACUGACCUACCCAUUACAUUUGAAACAAACAAAGACAAUUCAAAACCUUUUUUCUCUACAUAGGUUAUUCUAACUGUUAAUACAAAUGGAAAAGAUCUUUUUGGAAGAGUCAAGAGAUAUAGAAGGCCAAUAUAAGAAAAAAAACAACCAGAGCAAAAAUAAAAAGAGAUUUAUCAGGCAAAAGAAAAUGAAUUGAAAUAAAAAUCAGAUGAUAAAUAGGUAACUGAGUAAUCAGUGUAAAAUCUAAAACAGGUGUAGUAAGUUUCAAAAAAUAUAGAAAAUUAAAGCUCAGAAAUAGCAAUUAUAUAAACUUCAAAGUAGCAAGAUUUGUAAGAUAAUGAAAAAAAAAAUACCAGUUCCAUAUUGUUAAAUAAAGCUCAAACAAAAGAUCAAAAGCAAGAAAGUUCUAAUACAAAAAAACCAUAAGUUAGAUUCGAAGAAAGACCAAUUUAUGAACCAAAAACACAACAACCAUAAGAAUAAGGUUUAUAGGAGUUCAGUCAUACCACUUCAAAUCAGAAAGCCUCUGAUUAAAAGUAAAAGUCAAAUUAAAAAUAAAAGCAACCUUAAAAAAAUUAAAAACCUUAAGAAAGAGAUUUAUAUGAAGUUAAGUAAGUUCAACAAGUUUAAAAAGUAGUUCAAAAAAAAGUAGCUCAUUAAUCUUCAAAUGAACUCUAUGUACCAAAAGUAUAAAAGAUAGAAGAAAAUUAAUAAAAAAAUUAAACUAAUUAAUUAAGUUAAGAUGAUUGUUAAAAACAAAGUAUUUAAAAUAAAAAUGAUGAUAAACAUAUUGACUAAGAAACUCUAUAAUUAUAGGAGUAAUAAGAGAUAAAUAUGUUAAAAGAGAUAGAUAUUUAGUGCGAAUUGAAUUUGUAAAGUGGAAACCAAGAUAUAUAAAUUGAACUGUAAUAAGGUAACCAAGAAUUAGUUUUUUAAAAUGAUAAAGAAAAAUUAAUAUUUUAAAAUAAAAAUUAAGAAAAUUAAGUAGAAUAAUUAGUUUAAACUGGAUCUAAUCAACCAUAGUUUGUGGAAGAAGAAGAGGUAUUUGUUAGUAAAGAUAAACCUAUUGAAAAUCAAGAAAAUGUUUAAUAAUAAUCAUAAAAUUAAGUAGAAUAAUUAGUUUAAACUGGAUCUAAUCAACCAUAAUUUGUGGAAGAAGAAGAGGUAUUUGUUAGUAAAGAUAAACCUGUUGAAAAUCAAGAAAAUGUUUAAUAAUAAUCAUAAAAUUAAGUAGAAUAAUUAGUUUAAACUGGAUCUAAUCAACCAUAGUUUGUGGAAGAAGAAGAGGUAUUUGUUAGUAAAGAUAAACCUGUUGAAAAUCAAGAAAAUGUUUAAUAAUAAUCAUAAAAUUAAGUAGAAUAAUUAGUUUAAACUGGAUCUAAUCAACCAUAGUUUGUGGAAGAAGAAGAGGUAUUUGUUAGUAAAGAUAAACCUGUUGAAAAUCAAGAAAAUGUUUAAUAAUAAUCAUAAAAUUAAGUAGAAUAAUUAGUUUAAACUGGAUCUAAUCAACCAUAGUUUGUGGAAGAAGAAGAGGUAUUUGUUAGUAAAGAUAAACCUGUUGAAAAUCAAGAAAAUGUUUAAUAAUAAUCAUAAAAUUAAGUAGAAUAAUUAGUUUAAACUGGAUCUAAUCAACCAUAGUUUGUGGAAGAAGAAGAGGUAUUUGUUAGUAAAGAUAAACCUGUUGAAAAUCAAGAAAAUGUUUAAUAAUAAUCAUAAAAUUAAGUAGAAUAAUUAGUUUAAACUGGAUCUAAUCAACCAUAAUUUGUGGAAGAAGAAGAGGUAUUUGUUAGUAAAGAUAAACCUAUUGAAAAUCAAGAAAAUGUUUAAUAAUAAUCAUAAAAUUAAGUAGAAUAAUUAGUUUAAACUGGAUCUAAUCAACCAUAAUUUGUGGAAGAAGAAGAGGUAUUUGUUAGUAAAGAUAAACCUAUUGAAAAUCAAGAAAAUGUUUAAUAAUAAUCAUAAAAUUAAGUAGAAUAAUUAGUUUAAACUGGAUCUAAUCAACCAUAAUUUGUGGAAGAAGAAGAGGUAUUUGUUAGUAAAGAUAAACCUAUUGAAAAUCAAGAAAAUGUUUAAUAAUAAUCAUAAAAUUAAGUAGAAUAAUUAGUUUAAACUGGAUCUAAUCAACCAUAAUUUGUGGAAGAAGAAGAGGUAUUUGUUAGUAAAGAUAAACCUAUUGAAAAUCAAGAAAAUGUUUAAUAAUAAUCAUAAAAUUAAGUAGAAUAAUUAGUUUAAACUGGAUCUAAUCAACCAUAAUUUGUGGAAGAAGAAGAGGUAUUUGUUAGUAAAGAUAAACCUAUUGAAAAUCAAGAAAAUGUUUAAUAAUAAUCAUAAAAUUAAGUAGAAUAAUUAGUUUAAACUGGAUCUAAUCAACCAUAAUUUGUGGAAGAAGAAGAGGUAUUUGUUAGUAAAGAUAAACCUAUUGAAAAUCAAGAAAAUGUUUAAUAAUAAUCAUAAAAUUAAGUAGAAUAAUUAGUUUAAACUGGAUCUAAUCAACCAUAAUUUGUGGAAGAAGAAGAGGUAUUUGUUAGUAAAGAUAAACCUAUUGAAAAUCAAGAAAAUGUUUAAUAAUAAUCAUAAAAUUAAGUAGAAUAAUUAGUUUAAACUGGAUCUAAUCAACCAUAAUUUGUGGAAGAAGAAGAGGUAUUUGUUAGUAAAGAUAAACCUAUUGAAAAUCAAGAAAAUGUUUAAUAAUAAUCAUAAAAUUAAGUAGAAUAAUUAGUUUAAACUGGAUCUAAUCAACCAUAAUUUGUGGAAGAAGAAGAAGUAUUUGUUAGUAAAGAUAAACCUGUUGAAAAUAUCUAAACAAAUAAUAUUUUAACUGAAUCUAUAACCUCCUUCCCUAUUUAAUCAAGUUUAUAAUAAUAAUAGUAAGAUAUUGAUAAUGAAGUAGAAAUCAUAUAGAAAGGAGAAUUGAAUCAAGCUUAAAAUGAUAGUACUGAAUUCAUACCUGCCCAAUAAUCAUCUAAUCUAUAAUAAAAACAAGAUUUUAAUUAAAAACUUCUUUCACGAUUAGAUGCUCCUAGUCCAAUCGAUAGAGAAUAAAAGGUUACAUCCAUGUCUAAUAUUAUGCAAAAUGAAUUUUCUUAAGAUAUGAAAGAGGAUUCUUCUUUUCUAGCUGAGAUGGAUUAAAAAUAAAGAGUUUUGCCUGGAUAUUUAGACUUAACUUUUAAUAGUAGAAAGAAGUUAAUUAAUAAAAAUAUACCAGUUAUUUACAGAACAGAACCUGGAAAUGAAAACAUUUUAGAAUUAGAAACAAUGAGCUUAAUUUUGGAUGGAUGCAAAGAAAUAAUUGCUGAUGAAUAUGUAAAUUACUUAGAAAAUGUAAGAAAAAUUAGAAGAAAUGCAUUAAACUAAAAAAGAUUUACUGACUAUAUUAAAUUUGUUAUUUAGAUGGCUGAAGAAUAGUUUAGGAUAAUAUAAGAAGGCUUUAACUGUAUUGCAUAGAGUUUGAAUAUUAAUGAAGAAGCAUUUUAAAAUUCUUUUCUAUUUUACUCGUAACAUGAAGAAUUUGGAAAAGAAUUUGUUGAAUAAUUAACAUUUGUAUAAUAAAAUAUGAAAGACAUUCCUCAAAUCAAAGUGUCUUUAAGGAAACAAUAAGGAAUCGAACUUAUGAAAUAUUAAAUUGAUGUAAUAGAAUACUAUACAAAACACGAAUAUUUUGGUUAAAUUUUAGAUCUUUUUAAUGUAAUAGUUUAUAAAUAAUUAUUAGGAAAUGGAAGACGUUUAAGACGCUAAACCUGUUCUAUUAAAUACAUUGAUUGAUGAUAUAAUUUAUGAAAAAUAUGGAUAUGAGGAAGAGGAUAAAAUAAAUUUUAUGAGUAAAAUUUUUAAUUAUUAUGUAGAAAAAUAUCACAAUGAAAAAGAAGUUAAGAAUCUGCAAGCUAAAUUAGAAAAUUUAGUUGAAAAUUUAUUCAAUAUUUAAUUGGAAUGACUAUUAUAAAUAUACAAUAAAUGAG